Messenger RNA from Girardinichthys multiradiatus, 6028 nucleotides. It is a transcript of the gene carmil1, whose product is annotated as F-actin-uncapping protein LRRC16A. The record is from RefSeq and is a predicted model, not a curated record. Lineage: Eukaryota; Metazoa; Chordata; Actinopteri; Cyprinodontiformes; Goodeidae. Gene Ontology annotation, cellular component: lamellipodium; plasma membrane. The coding region runs from base 374 to 4756 and encodes 1460 amino acids. Gene Ontology annotation, biological process: regulation of Arp2/3 complex-mediated actin nucleation; cell migration. Gene Ontology annotation, molecular function: protein binding. The transcript has 38 exons.
CGUGAGUGAAGAAGUGUGUCUGCGGGGUUUGUUUUCCUACACACGCCGACAGUCGACAUUUAUGAAACAAGUCUUAAAUGAAAACCAUCUUUCAUGAACGUCUUCAGCCUUUUUAAGCCUCUCCCCGCUAUUGUAAUGCAAAUAUAAAUUGCGCUGUGUGAGCAUAUUUCAGCCAUGCAGGGACGGUAGCGGAAAGGAGCAGUUAUUAGGUAAGCAAGGUGUCGACAGGUAAGCAGAGAAAACGGGACUUGUGCCGUUCACAGCUGCCUUUGGUUGGAGGGCCGUCUCCAGCUACGUUUCCUCUAGACUUCGCCCGGGUCUGUUGCCCUCACCACCGGCCUGAAGUUUGGUGUUUUCCUCGGUAGAAGAAAUCAUGACUGAGGAGAAAACGAACAUUUCCGACGAACUGUUCGAGAGUGUGCGGGAGGCAGUGGGUCGGAGGGUGAAACUGACCCUGAGGUGCAAAGUCCAGCUGGAGGUCAAAGGUGACAAGGUGGAGAACAGAGUACUAGCUUUGGCGUCACAUCGAGCCUAUCUGCUGACAGCGCGGGUCCCUUCUAAGGUUGAGCAGUCGUUUAACUACUUGGAUAUUCAGGGAAUCAGCAGCAACAAGCCCACUCAGCUCAUUUUAGAGCAUGAGCGCGGGCCUUGGAGCCUCCGGCUGGGCUCGGUGGAGGAAGUGGAUGAGGUGAUCACUCAGAUCGGCAGCUGUCUUCACCGGAUCUGCCCUGCUGUCUCACCUGUGAAGAUGAUGAGGAGGCUGAAUUUGAAGCCUCCUGAGAGGUUAACAGCCCUCCAGGCCGUCUGGAAUGAGCAGGUUCCAGCUGACUUAGGACCCUGUGGUGGCUUUUCUCAUCAAUACUUGUGUGUGUGUGACAGUUUGGGUCUGCCAUAUCGAGAGGAGGUCCAGUGGGAUGUUGACACCAUCUAUUUAAGUCAGGACACUAGAGAACUGAAUCUGCAGGACUUUGUUCAUCUGGAGAACAGGGAUCUUGUGGCAAUCAUUGCAGUCCUGGAAUACAACCAGUGGUUCACCAAACUCUCAACCAAAGACUACAAACUGUCUACAGAUGUGUGUGAGCAGAUUUUCAGAGUUGUUGCUCGAUCCAGUCGACUGGAAGAGCUGGUUCUGGACAACGCUGGACUCAAAUGUGAUUUUGCUCAGAAACUUGCAGGCGCUCUGUCACAAAACCCAUCCUGCAUGCUGCACACACUCAACCUGAGCAACAACUCCCUAGAGGACAAAGGUGUUUAUGCUCUGAGUGCUCAACUAGCCAAAUUGCCUAUGGGCCUAAAGCACCUGAACCUCUCAAAGACGUCCAUAUCUCCUAAAGGUGUAAACAGCCUCUGUCAGGCACUAUGUGCCAACCCUGUCGUCGCCUCCACCCUCACACAUUUCGACCUGUCAGGGAACUCCCUUAGAGGAGAUGACCUUCAGAAUUUGCAGAGUUUCCUGAGUCAUCCAAACUGCCUCAAAGCUCUGGAUCUGUCAAACAGUGACUGUUCCCUGGAGCUGGUGUGUUCAUCUCUGUGCAAGGGAUCUUUGAAUCAUCUUGCUGUCCUCAACAUGUCCAGAACAGUCUUCUCUCAUAGGAGAUGUAAAGAAAUCCCUCAGUCCUUUAAGCAGUUUUUCAGCAGUGUUCAGGCUCUGACUUCUGUCAGCCUAUCAGGAACCAGGCUGCCGCUGGAGGCUCUGAAAUCGUUGUUGUUGGGCCUUGGUUGCAACCCAAACCUCAGGGAUGUUUCUCUGGAUCUUAGCAGCUGUGAGCUUCGUUCAGGAGGCUCACAGAUUUUAGAGGGUUGCAUCGCAGAUAUCCCCAAUAUUUCCAGUCUGGAUAUUUCAGACAACAGUUUGGACAUGGAUCUCUCCACGCUUCUUGUGUGGCUGGCCAAAAACCGCUCCAUCAGGCACCUUUCUUUAGGCAAAAACUUCAACAACAUCAAAUCUAAAAAUGUUGCUCAGGUCUUGGAUAACCUGGUUUACAUGAUUCAAGAAGAAGAGUCACCUUUGACUUCACUCUCCCUGGCUGAUUCCAAGCUGAAGGCCGACCUCUCCAUCGUCCUUAACGCUCUCGGCAGCAACACCUCUCUGAUCAAGCUGGACAUCAGUGGAAACUCAAUGGGAGACAUGGGGGCCAAGAUACUGGCCAAAGCUCUGCAGAUCAACACCAAGCUGAGGACCUUAGUGUGGGACAGAAACAACAUCAGCCCCCAGGGUUUACAGGAUGUAGCUGCUGCUUUGGAGAAGAACUACACAAUUCGAUUUAUGCCUGUCCCUAUCAUGGAUGCUGCUCAGGCACUGAAGGCCAAUCCAGAUAAGACAGAGGAUGCUUUACUAAAGAUGGAGCAUUAUCUGCUGAGGAACCACGAGACGCGUAAAUACCUCCAAGAACAGGCAUACAGGUUGCAGCAGGGAAUAGUCACCACCACCACGCAGCAGAUGAUGGACAUGAUGUGUGUGAGAGUCCAUGAUCACCUGAACUCUCUGAGAUUCUCAGAGGCCAAUUCUGUUCAAGAUGACAUGAAGCUGGCAGAGAACCUGAUGAAGGAUGCAAAGAACUCCAAAACUCUGCUCCCCAACCUCUACCACUUGAAGAGUGGAGGGUCCAGAGUUCCAUUUGUUGCAGCCAUUCAGGACAAACUGGAGUCAAUGGCUGGAGAGGUGGCAAGUGUGAUGGAUGAGCAACUUCAGACCAUGCUGGUGUCUAUGGUUGAUGCUGCCGAAGGGCUUUGUCCUCAUGUGAUGAAGAGGAGUGGCCUUCGUCAGGAGCUGCUUAGGGCUGGUGCGGGGAGGAUGACCAUCCCUUGUAGCUUCGUCACCAACACACUUCUGGAACAGUCUGGUGUGGACAUCAUCAACAAAAUCAGUGAAGUGAAACUCAGUGUGGCGUCCAUUCUGUCUGAUCGCAUUGUGGAUGAGAUCCUGGAGUCUCUAUCAAGAUCACAACAUACACUGGCCGACCACCUGAUCAGAAAGGAGCAUCCUCUGUUACAUCAGGAACCCCAGAAAGAGACGGAUGUCCCGGAUGAAACGGUUCUACAGCCAAAGAACCAUGACCAUGAUCAGAAACGGGAUCGAGACAAUAGACAUGGACUGAAUGAUGUGGACUCCUGCAUGGUGACACCUAAAUCAAAGAGAAAGAGUAUCCUUGUCAGAAUGGUGCGGCCUAUUUCUGUGGCUUUUGAGUUGGAGUUUGACCUGGACAAAGCACUGGAGGAGGUUCCGAUCCACGUUGAGGACCCACCUCUCCCUUCUCCUCCUCCACUAGCAUUAGACAGGAUGUCAUAUUACGAAGAUCUGCCCCCCACUCCCUCAGAUGGGAAGUCUGUGUGUUUAGGAGAACUGCCACAGCUGGAGCACAAAACUCUGGAAAAUUGCACGAAAUCCCGACCGAAACCAAAAAAAAGAAUGAAACCCAGCAGAGUCCUAGCCGCUAGAAGCUCAGUGCCACAUGAUGCUGAGCAGAAUAACUCAAUGGGAAAGCUGGAUGAAGGUCUAGAUGACUUCUUCUCCAAGAGAGUUGUUAAACUCAGUUUUAGACUUCCCUCUAUAAGAAGUCCAUCAACAACCACACCAGAAGGAGUAGAUAAAAAACGCGAAUCCAGAAAGAGUGGCUUCUUUAACCUCAUUAAAUCCCGUGCUUCCCGCUCUGAGAAGAGCCACGGAGCCUCCUCCAUCACACCACCUCAGCCUGCGCACGCUAACACCAACAACAACACCACACCUACUUUUACCACAAGCCCAGUCACUGAGGAGGCCCCACCUACAUCUCCCACAAUGCCUGUCAAAUCUCCAGCCAUUGUUUCAGACCCUCAUCAGGAGAUCCACAGGGCACAGACCUCGAACCACACAGAUCAUGAGACUGAGGCGCAUCUGACCUUUACUGAACCUGCAGAGGAGGAGAAAAAUAACAAGAAGGUGGAAAAUAAGGAGAACAUGGAGAAGACAGAAUGCCCUCCAAAGAAGGAGAAUAAAGAGAAGAAGGAGAACCCACACAUACAUCGCCACAUUGGUGUUCCUGUGAUGGGAAAGGAUCUACUGGCUGAAAUGAAGGCCAGGCAAGAAAGAAGGCAAGACAAAAUGGCUGAAAAGAAGUCUGAUUCAUCAUCAGUUGUGGACAAAGUGGACUCAGACAAACAGAAGUCAGACAUCCAUCCUGCAGUUUCCACAGACCCAGAAGGCCCCAAAGCUGAGCCGAUUUCCAAGGCCAAACCACCGGCCAUCACCCCUAAAUUGGUCCCACCUCAGACUGCUAAAGCCCCACUGGUGUCUCGCAUCUCUGGUCCCCUCAGUCCAACCAGUCCGAGGCCAUGCACCACCUCUGUCCUUGAUGAUGCUGUAGAGUUUCCAGCUGGCAGUGUACCUCUCAAAGUACCACUCCCUGCUCCCCGUCUGAAGAGGGCACCAUCGGAGCAAGACAGAGAGAGCACAAGCAGCAGCUCUGCAGGACACCUGUCUCCACUGGAGGCUGAGUUUCCUGCAGAUGGCGACACUUUUGACCAGCCCAACAUCACAGGCGCAGACGCCGGCAUCAGCGGCCGACAGUGGUCGUCUCUCAAGAACUCGUCCAGUCCUCCGCCUACCAACGAGGAAGAACGCGAGCGCACCAAGUCGCUCCCUAGCUACGUGAGGCUUCCAUCUCAGACAGAGACAGAUCUUAGUCCAGCUGACAUCGAGAUUUCAACUUUGUGCUCUGACCUCAAGUCUAAUAACAAAUCUGAGGACGAGUCCGGUGAUGACACUCCUUCAUUGUGAUUCCAGCAAGAUGUUCUUCAUCUUUUAAAUCUUGUUGCACCAUUAUUUCAGGAAAAAAAAAAAAACUUUUAAAGGGAGCAGUCACAUACAUGCAUGGACUUUAUUUCUGUUUCCUUUUUAAGUUUUAUAACAACACUUGGCAAAGAAGACUGUAACAUUUUUCUACAGUCUCAAACGUUAUCCUUUACUUUAACAACCAGGAGCUCUAAUAGGGACAUAAAGACCAUCUAGGUAGGUUUUAACUGCUGCAGAGAUUUUGAAAAGCUCAUUUAAUUCAAAGUACUGAGGAAAAUACAUCUGAUAUAUAUUUUGUACAUGCAAAUGGGUGGAGAUUAAAGCAGUGCAGAGUUUUUUUUAUUCUGCAAAAUUCCCUCAUGUUAAAACAGACAAAUUGAGGGAAAAUUAAAAGUUUUUUUUUACAGAGAUGUUCUAAAAUCAACAAUUUAUAUUUUUAGCAUUUAAAUAAUACCUUACAAUGCUAACCUGACUACUAUUGUAUCAUGUUCCCUUCAACUUCCUCUGGCCUUGCCGACCAAGAAUUUAUAUAUUUUAAAAAAUCUCUAGCUUUGUGUUCAUUUGAUUUAUUUUAGAAAUUAAUUUCUCUGAUUACUUUUGUAUAAUAUCUAUCCAUAUAGACUUAAUGGAAACUGUCUCGGUACAUUAUGGUGUUUAAUCUCUUAGGAUCUUGAAUUUUUAGUUUUGUUGAGUUUUUGAGAUUGUAGAAACCAAGAUAUAAAGUCUUUCUUUUGGCUUUGUAUGUUUUUUUGUUGAGGUUCAACAUCACUGCCUUUUCUUUUCUGGUUGAAAUUCUUAACAUUUUAUUUGGGGAUUGAAUUUUUUUCAAAAUGUAUUCAGCAGUUAAAAAAACUGUUUUGUUUAUAUCAUUGCAACUCCUUCACUUUCCUGCUGACACAAAUUAUUUUUUCUUAUAAAAAUAUGAGAUCAAAAGUGAAUGUUUGUUUUUUUAUGCCAUUUCCUCGCAAUAAUAUUCAUUGCUAUAUACUUACAUCCUAAUGUUGUACUGCUGCACUUAUCUAUGUAUUAUACAUCUAUGUAAAUAUGUAUUAAUGUUUUUCUGAGGUUUCUGUUCAGUAAAUACAUAUAUUGAUGGAAUUUGGUGAUGGUUUUUAUUUUGUUUUAUAAUUUCAGUUUAAAAUUGAUUUUAUUGGUUAUUAAAUGGCCGUAUCAGCCUGGAAAUGUGACAUCAGGUUGUCAGAUAGUUUUUGUACUUUUAUGUUUAUAUCAAUAAAAUGAGUUUUGGUCACAAAGACA